UCAUCCUCCGUGUCAGGAUAAACUCCACUCGUCUCAGCCAAAUUUGGAGAUUGUUAGGCCGGCUUAGCUUGCUGGUUGUUUUAGCAUGCUAGUUAGCUUAGCUUGUUAGCUGCUGACAAAGAGACGCGGAUUUGAUCAACACGUCACUUAGUUAAGAUCAAGUGUGAGUGUAAAGUGUUGUGAUUGAGUGAAAAUGUGCGAAAGAACGAUAGCAGAGUACAAAGAGGAACUUUCUCGGACAAAAGAGGAGAACAAGAGACUACGUCAACUAUUGGAGGCUGUUUUCAGGAAACCUCAAGUCGUGUUACACAGAACAGACGUCUGUGAAGAACAUCUUCACCCUGAGCAACAGAAGUGGAGCUUCAGGAUGCGGACGGAGGAAGACAUUAAGAAGGAAGAGGAAUACCCUCUGAUCCUCCUUUUUAAAAAGGAAGAGGAGGACCCACUGACACCCCUUUUCAAAGAGGAAACAGUGGAUCCACUGAGUCCUCAUGUUAAGCAGGAAAAGGUGGAUCCACUGACACCCCAUUUUAAAGAGGAAGCGGUAGAUCCACUGAGCCCUCACAUUAAGGAGGACGAGAUGGAUCCACUGAGUCCUCUUGUUAAGGAGGAAAAGGUGGAUCAACUGACACCCCAUUUUAAAGAGGAAGCGGUAGAUCCACUGACACCCCAUUUUAAAGAGGAAGCGGUGGAUCCACUGAGCCCUCAUGUUAAGGAGGAAAAGGUGGAUCCACUGACACCCACUUUCAAAGAGGAAGAGGAGGACCCACUGACACCCCAUUUUAAAGAGGAAGCGGUGGAUCCACUGAGUCCUCAUGUUAAGGAGGAAAAGGUGGAUCCACUGACACCCACUUUCAAAGAGGAAGAGGAGGACCCACUGACACCCCAUUUUAAAGAGGAAGCGGUGGAUCCACUGAGCCCUCACAUUAAGGAGGACGAAAUGGAUCCACUGACAUCUAAUUUUAUAAAGGAAGAGGAGGACCCAUUGAUCCCCCAUUUUAAAGAGGAAGUGGUUGAUCCACUGACCCCUUACAUUAAAGACGAAGAGGAGGAGUCACAUACCCUUCACAUCAAAAAGGAAGAGGAGGAACACAGCAUCAGUCAGCAGGGAGAGCAUCUUGAAGGACUGGAGGAGGUUGAUGUCACCAAGAUGCCAGUGACUGGUGUCCCUGUGAAGAGUGAAGGUGAUGAGGUCAAAGGUGAGAGUGAGGAGAGGGGAGGGGGGGAGCCUCCAAGCAGCAGCUCAACUCAACACAUGACAACAGAAGCUGAUGGAGACCACUGUGGAGGAUCACAAGCAGACAAGCUCUUAGCUCCACUAUCAGAUAGUGAGGACACAACGUCACACUCUCCUGACACUGAUGAUGAAGACUCUAAAGAUGAUAAGACAUCUCACACUGACAACACACACUUCACGUGUUCUCACUGUGACAAAACUUUUAAAUAUCCUAGUAAGUUGAAAACACACAUGAGAACACACACCGGAGAAAAAGCCUUUUCAUGCGCAAUCUGUGGUAAAGGUUUUACUCGAAGGCCCUCUUUGAAAGCACACAUGAGAAUACACUUUGGAGAAAAACCUUUUUCAUGUUCAAUCUGCGGUAAAGAUUUUACACAUAGGCCAAAUUUCAAAGUGCACCUUAGAAUACACACUGGAGAAAAACCCUUUUCCUGCUCAGAAUGUGGUAAAAGUUUUGUAGUAAAUGAAAGUUUAAAAAGGCACAUGAGAACACACAACGGAGAAAAGCCUUUUUCAUGUUCGAUCUGCGGUAAAGAUUUUAUUCGAAGGUACCAUUUCAAAGCACACAUGAGAGUACACACUGGAGAAAAACCUUUUUCCUGCUCAGAAUGUGGUAAACGCUUUGUAGGAAAUCAAAGUUUAAAAGUACACAUGAGAACACACAAUGAAGAAAAACAUUUUAUAUGUUCAAUCUGCAGUGAAGAUUUUACGCUUAGGCGCGAUUUGAAGACACACAUGAGAGUACACACUGGUGAAAAACCUUUUUCCUGCUCAGAAUGUGGCAAAAGUUUUGUAAUAAAUCGAAGUUUAAUAGUACACAUGAGAACACAUACUGGAGAAAAACCUUUUUCAUGUUCAAUCUGCGGUAAAGAUUUUACUCAAAAGCAGAAUGUCAAAGCACACAUGAAAAUACACACCGGAGAAAAACCUUUUACCUGCUCGGAAUGUGGUAAAAGUUUUGUAAUACAUACAAAUUUAAAGGUACACAUGAGAAGGCACUCUGGUGAAAAACCAUACUCCUGUUCGAGCUGCAACAAAAGCUUCCGCCACCAACAAUCUUGUACAGUACACAUGAGAACACACACAGGUGAGAAAGUGUUGAGUUGCAGUGUGUGUGGUGAAAGAUUCUCUUCUAAGUACCAGUGUAAGAAACACAAGUGUGCUGGUGAGAACAGCAGCAACAAAUGAAGAUGCAGGAUUUGAUGUACAUAAUUUGUUUUAUAUUUGUUCAUACCUUUGCUUUUGAGUACACAUAAAUCCCUCUUAGUUCAUAUUUACUGGUUCACAUCUGAAACAUCUUCUGGACCACUUCUGGAAGCAUAUUAUUAUUAUUAUUUGACCAGUUGUCUUGUUUACAAUUUUAAAAUGUGUGACUUCAUGAAUCAUUUGUUGGGUCUCUCUAGUCCAUUCUAUUAAAGGUCUUUAUUACUCUCUUAUGUAAUAUGACAAUUUUUGGGUGAUUGUUUUAUAUGUAUGUCC
Molecule: messenger RNA, 2716 nt
Organism: Nerophis ophidion (straightnose pipefish)
Lineage: Eukaryota; Metazoa; Chordata; Actinopteri; Syngnathiformes; Syngnathidae
Product: zinc finger protein 260-like
Exons: 2
Coding region: 194-2425 (743 amino acids)
Biological process (GO): regulation of DNA-templated transcription
Molecular function (GO): RNA polymerase II cis-regulatory region sequence-specific DNA binding; DNA-binding transcription factor activity, RNA polymerase II-specific
Source: RefSeq, a predicted model, not a curated record